UGCCGCCGCCGCUGCCGCCGCGCCCGGCCCAGCCCGGCCCAGCCCAGCCCCGGGUAAAGUUUCCCCGCGAGCACAUGACUCGCAAUGGCCGCGGCCGCCGCGCGCUGAGCCCCCGCCGCCCCCCGGCACCGGCUGGGCCGCCCCGCGCCGCCAUGCAGCCGCCGCCCGGAGCCGCCCGGCCCUAGGGAACCGGCGGCGCCCCUCCGUGACCAGCCGUCGCCGGAGCCGCUGCCGCCUCCUCGGGCCCGGACGCGCCGCCGGCGGGCAGCGGUGAGGCCGUGGUGACCGCGCCGGGCUGGCCGCCGGCCCCAUGCUCUGCGGGGCCGCGGGGCCCCGCGCGUGAGCCGCCCGCCCCGCCGCCGCCCGGCAUGGCCAGCAACAGCAGCUCGUGCCCCACGCCCGGAGGGGGCCACCUCAACGGCUACCCCGUGCCCCACUACGCCUUCUUCUUCCCCCACAUGAUCGGGGGGCUCUCGCCGCCCAGCACCCUGGCCGGCAUCCAGCACCAGCUGCCCGUCAGCGGAUACAGCACGCCCUCGCCGGCCACCGUCGAGACGCAGAGCACCAGCUCGGAGGAGAUCGUGCCCAGCCCGCCCUCGCCGCCGCCGCUGCCGCGCAUCUACAAGCCCUGCUUCGUGUGCCAGGACAAGUCCUCGGGCUACCACUAUGGGGUGAGCGCCUGCGAGGGCUGCAAGGGCUUCUUCCGCCGCAGCAUCCAGAAGAACAUGGUCUACACGUGCCACCGGGACAAGAACUGCAUCAUCAACAAGGUGACGCGCAACCGCUGCCAGUACUGCCGGCUCCAGAAGUGCUUCGAAGUCGGCAUGUCCAAGGAGUCUGUCCGAAACGACCGCAACAAGAAGAAGAAGGACGUGCCCAAGCCCGAGUGCUCGGAGAGCUACAUCAUCACGCCCGAGGUGGAGGAGCUGGUGGAGAAGGUGCGCAAAGCCCACCAGGAGACCUUCCCUGCCCUCUGCCAGCUCGGCAAAUACACUACGAACAACAGCUCGGAGCAGCGGGUCUCCCUCGACAUCGACCUCUGGGACAAGUUCAGCGAGUUGUCCACCAAGUGCAUCAUCAAGACGGUGGAGUUCGCCAAGCAGCUCCCCGGCUUCACCACGCUCACCAUCGCCGACCAGAUCACCCUCCUCAAAGCCGCCUGCCUCGACAUCCUGAUCCUGCGGAUCUGCACGCGCUACACCCCGGAGCAGGACACCAUGACCUUCUCGGACGGGCUGACGCUGAACCGCACGCAGAUGCACAACGCCGGCUUCGGGCCCCUCACCGACCUCGUCUUCGCCUUCGCCAACCAGCUGCUCCCGCUGGAGAUGGACGACGCCGAGACGGGGCUGCUCAGUGCCAUCUGCCUCAUCUGCGGAGACCGCCAGGACCUGGAGCAGCCCGACAAGGUGGACAAGCUGCAGGAGCCGUUGCUGGAGGCACUGAAGAUCUACGUGAGGAAGAGGAGGCCCAACAAGCCCCACAUGUUCCCCAAGAUGCUCAUGAAGAUCACAGAUCUCCGCAGCAUCAGCGCCAAGGGCGCCGAGCGGGUGAUUACGCUGAAGAUGGAGAUCCCCGGCUCGAUGCCGCCGCUCAUCCAGGAAAUGCUGGAGAACUCGGAGGGCAUGGACACGCUGGGCGGGCAGCCGGGCGGCUCCCGCGUGGGCAGCCUGGCGCCGCCCCCGGGCAGCUGCAGCCCCAGCCUCUCGCCCAGCUCCAACCGCAGCAGCCCGGCCGCCCACUCGCCGUGACCCCCCCACCCCGCGCCGCCAGGACCCCGGCCGGGCCGCGGUGGGAAGGGGGGGGGACCCGGCCCCCCCCUCCCCUUGCUCCCCCCACCCCCGGCUCUGCAG
Molecule: messenger RNA, 1853 nt
Organism: Rhea pennata
Lineage: Eukaryota; Metazoa; Chordata; Aves; Rheiformes; Rheidae
Gene: RARA
Product: retinoic acid receptor alpha
Exons: 9
Coding region: 369-1751 (460 amino acids)
Biological process (GO): regulation of transcription by RNA polymerase II; retinoic acid receptor signaling pathway; cellular response to corticotropin-releasing hormone stimulus
Cellular component (GO): transcription regulator complex; nucleus
Molecular function (GO): nuclear receptor activity; zinc ion binding; RNA polymerase II cis-regulatory region sequence-specific DNA binding
Source: RefSeq, a predicted model, not a curated record